Messenger RNA from Anopheles bellator, 714 nucleotides. Its product is annotated as RING-type E3 ubiquitin-protein ligase PPIL2-like. The transcript has 2 exons. The coding region runs from base 1 to 714 and encodes 237 amino acids. Gene Ontology annotation, biological process: protein ubiquitination. Gene Ontology annotation, molecular function: ubiquitin-protein transferase activity. NCBI's taxonomy places the organism in Eukaryota, Metazoa, Arthropoda, Insecta, Diptera, Culicidae. The record is from RefSeq and is a predicted model, not a curated record.
AUGGGUAAAAAACAACACCAGAAAGAUAAAAUGUACCUAACGUACACCGAAUGGUCCGAGUUUUAUGGUGGCCACAAACCGGAUUCUGUUGAAAAUGAGCAGAUUAAAUUCAAACGGCUACCUUUCGACCAUUGCUGUGUUUCGUUGGUCCCAUUCGAACAUCCGUACAGCGACAAGGAAGGCAACGUGUUCGAAUUGUCGGCGAUUGUUGAGUUUCUGAAGCGCUUCAAAGUAAAUCCGGUCACUGGCGCUCCGCUCGAUGGGCGGGAACUGAUUAAGCUGAACUUUACCAAGAACCACGAAGAUCAGUUCCACUGCCCGACGCUGUUCAAACCAUUUACCAAAAACUCGCACAUCGUAGCAAACGGUAAGACCGGAAACGUGUUUUCAUACGAAGCGAUCGAACAGGAGGUCGAUGAACAGUUGGCCAAAGAACGGGCGGAAGAGCUGGAACGGGUGAAGCAGGAAGCGGAAGAGAAGCGCAACAAAGGCUCUAACAGUGCCUCUGGGCAAAAGCGUGGUCAACCUUUGAAAGUAUUCCGGACGGGCGUGGGGAAGUAUCUAGACACGGGCAUAACGAAGAACCCUGCUUCAGUGUCCAACGGUGAGAAACCGGGUAGCAGUGGACUGGGUCCUGUGGAAGCAAAACGGCUUAAAAAAAUUACCGCAGGAACCAGUGGGUCGAAUGGUUUUGGUAAUUUCAGUUCCUGGUAA